AUGGAGGGCUUCGACACCAUCACCAUGAAUUACUUGGCGCCCUCGAUGCCGCUGUCGGGCGUGACCGCCCCCGACGCGCUCCACGGCCCGCUGCUCCCGCUGGAUAACCUCGACGGCCACUCCAACUUCGACCAGGAAACUUUCGCCGGCAGCGAGGAUGCCACCUACUCGCACCACCCUAUGCACCCGGCCCAGCUCAAGCGCUACAACAGCGCCUACGACGACCCUUUCUCCGACGCUCUGAGCGCAUACGAUCAGCAGACCCAGCCCGAUACCGCCAUACCCGACGGCGACACGGUCGAGCGCGACAACAAGCUGCUGAGCUUCUCGACGCCCACCUUCCCCUACACUAUCCUCGACUAUGCCUACCGUCGCACUUCGGCCUCGGUGAACGCACAGCUGCGCGGCAUGUUCUUCCUUGCCGAAUCGCCCUGGGCCUCGGCUGGCGAGAACGCCGCACCGCCCACCGAGCUGACCUGCUAUCGCCGGAACCUCUUCCAGAUCACCGGCACCAUCACUCUCCCUCGCGCCCUGCAGUACAUCAUGACCGACCAGGGUGAGCAGAUUCCGGUGCUGGCGCAAGAAUUGACUAUAUCCGCCACCGAGUCAGUCGAGGGGAACCCGGUGAAGAUCAUCUCAGUGCCGUGGAAGACCCCGGCCAGCAGCACGCAGGUUGUCGAGGACAAGACAGAAAAGGAGCCGCCGUCGAUCCCGCUGGAUCUUUCGAACGGGCAGGAGCUGGACUCGGAGUAUGUGAACUUCCCGAUUGCUUGGAAGCGGCUGCAGUUCAGGAUCGCCACGGCGAACAAUGGACGGCGGAAGGAGCUUCAGCAGCACUUCGUAGUCAGAUUAAAAGUCAUGGCCACUCUUUCGAACGGUAUGAGAGUGUCCAUCUGCGAGGUGCAGUCAGGUGCCAUCAUUGUCCGUGGCCGGAGUCCCCGAAAUUUCCAAUCUCGGAAAGACUUUCCAAUUGGUAACAGCACCGCUGCUCGCAAAUCGCACGCAACGCCCGCUCAACCAACCCGGACUCCGACCGGAACAGACUCCGGUCAGAACCACCAUGGCCACAAACGUGAACAUUCCACGGCCACAACCGUCGAAAUCCCCCAGAUGCCCUUCCAGUUCGAUCCUAACGACACGCUUGUCUCUCCUGACUUCUUCGAGUGGAAAAUCCCCACGAGCCAAACCGGAGCUAUGACCGCCGUUCCACCAGCACCGGCUUCUUACAGCAUCCCCCCUGUCCCGGCCUAUCCUCAGUCAAGUCCGGACUUGGCGCGCCACAACUCACAGCCACGGCCAGCAUUGUCACAGCCCAUUAGCCUGUCUUUGACCGAGGAUGAAUCCAAGAAACCCGAAUCACCGUCUGAAACUAGCAAGAAGCUGCCGAAGCUGACACAGCCUCCUGCUCGUGCACCAUCUUUCUCGAUCAACUUGAUUAGCAGUCCGGACGAGAGCGCCGAUCUACUGUACGAAUAUUUCCCGCUUGGUCUAGACGAUUGGAUGCCACCCGUGGACGCCGUUUACAGACCACACGUCGUUCACCACACAAACCUGCCACAAGACCCCAAGGCCGUAGCCGUAAGGAACCGGUCGAAACGUUACUUCUCUGAGUCUUCGCCAUAA
Lasiodiplodia theobromae is the source of this 1623-nucleotide messenger RNA. Its product is annotated as Transcriptional regulator. Gene Ontology annotation, biological process: positive regulation of transcription by RNA polymerase II; meiotic cell cycle. The coding region runs from base 1 to 1623 and encodes 540 amino acids. NCBI's taxonomy places the organism in Eukaryota, Fungi, Ascomycota, Dothideomycetes, Botryosphaeriales, Botryosphaeriaceae. Gene Ontology annotation, cellular component: nuclear chromosome. The record is from RefSeq and is a predicted model, not a curated record. Gene Ontology annotation, molecular function: DNA binding; DNA-binding transcription factor activity. The transcript is spliced from 2 exons.